AUGGCACCCGUCGCUACUGCAGAGAUUGCCCCGGUUUUCAACAAUGCUCGAGAUGGCAUGGCACUGGAAGAGCUGUCUGACGCCAUUGAUGAAGUGAAUGUUCUCAAGACCAACUUGAAGGAGAAGGAAGUCCAAGAGAAGGGACUAUAUGAAGAGUCAGCAUUCGACAAGGAAAAGAACAAGACCAACUUCCGCCAGUAUGAAGACGCUUGUGACCGUGUGAAGAACUUUUACAAAGAGCAACAUACCAAGCAAACCGUCGCAUACAACCUCAAAGCCCGCCACGACUUCCAAAGCAAGACCCGUGCCGAGAUGACCGUGUGGGAAGCAAUGGAGAGGCUCAACACACUAAUCGACGAAUCAGACCCAGACACUAGCCUUUCCCAAAUCGAGCACUUACUGCAGUCAGCGGAGGCCAUCCGUCGAGACGGAAAGCCGCGCUGGAUGCAGGUGACUGGACUGAUCCACGACCUGGGCAAGUUGCUUUUCUUCUUCGAUGCCCAGGGCCAGUGGGAUGUAGUCGGAGAUACCUUCCCCGUCGGCUGCGCCUUCGACGAGCGUAUCAUCUACGGUCGUGACUCCUUCCGCGAGAACGAAGACUUUGGCCACUCGGUCUACGACACUAAGUUUGGCAUCUACAGCCCUGGCUGUGGCCUUGAUAAAGUCAUGUUGUCCUGGGGUCAUGAUGAGUACUUAUACAACAUUGUCAAGGAGCAGUCUACCCUGCCUGCUGAGGCUCUUGCCAUGAUUCGCUAUCACUCUUUCUACCCAUGGCACAAUGCUGGCGCUUAUCAUGAGCUGAUGGAUGAGCAUGACAAAGAAAUGCUACGUGCUGUGAAGGCCUUCAAUCCCUAUGACCUGUACAGCAAGAGUGAUGAUGUUCCUAGUGCGGAGGAGCUAAAGCCUUACUACAUGGAGCUCAUUGAUGAGUACUUCCCUAACAAAGUCAUCCGAUGGUGA
Messenger RNA from Penicillium taxi, 960 nucleotides. Its product is annotated as inositol oxygenase. NCBI's taxonomy places the organism in Eukaryota, Fungi, Ascomycota, Eurotiomycetes, Eurotiales, Aspergillaceae. Bases 1 to 960 code for a protein of 319 amino acids. The transcript has a single exon. The record is from RefSeq and is a predicted model, not a curated record. Gene Ontology annotation, cellular component: cytoplasm. Gene Ontology annotation, biological process: inositol catabolic process. Gene Ontology annotation, molecular function: iron ion binding; inositol oxygenase activity.